Messenger RNA from Solenopsis invicta (red fire ant), 1759 nucleotides. It is a transcript of the gene Zpr1, whose product is annotated as zinc finger protein ZPR1. The record is from RefSeq and is a predicted model, not a curated record. Gene Ontology annotation, cellular component: nucleus; cytoplasm. The transcript is spliced from 3 exons. The coding region runs from base 220 to 1554 and encodes 444 amino acids. Gene Ontology annotation, molecular function: zinc ion binding. NCBI's taxonomy places the organism in Eukaryota, Metazoa, Arthropoda, Insecta, Hymenoptera, Formicidae.
GAUAUUAUUUUAUUCUUGUUUAACAUUUAGUAAACAACAAAGAUAAAAUAUCUGGGUGCACUCGAACGUUCAUUCUGAAUGCACUCCACUGCAAUCCAUUAGCAGAAUUCCUCUCUGCUAUUACAAUCCAUUAUCAACAUUACUAAAAAAAAAAUUUACAGUUGGCAUUGUUGGCAAUGCUGUAACAGAAUUGUGCGACACAUAACCUUAAAAUGAGAAAUGGCAGCCGCUGGAAGACGUAUGGAAAAUGAGAAAAAUCAACCGGUCUUUUGCGAGCUGUCGGCUAGUGAUCUGGAGCCGGAGAUUACGGAAAUCGAGAGUCUAUGCGUGGAGUGCGGCAAGAACGGGAUUACCCGACUGUUGUUGACGAAAAUUCCACACUACAAGGAUAUAGUGCUUAUAUCCUUUGAGUGCGAACACUGUGGUUAUCAAAAUAACGAAAUACAAAGCGGUGGAAAGAUAGCGGAAAAGGGGAUCAAAAUAACAUUGCAAGUGGCAACGUUGCAAGAUCUGAAUCGCCAAAUAGUUAAAUCCGAUUACACCAGUAUUCACAUACCCCACUUGGAUUUUGAAAUUCCUUCGCAGUCUCAAAAAGGAGAAGUUACGACUGUGGAAGGAAUAAUCGACAGAAGCAUUAGAGCAUUGGAACAAGAUCAGUCCAGGCGUCGGGAAGAAUUUCCAGAUACUGCAAUUGAGAUAGACCUAUUUAUCAGCAAAUUACAUGCACUGAAGAUAUUAGAAGAACCAUUUACUAUUAUCUUUCAAGAUAUUUCAGGAAACAGUCAUGUGGAGAAUCCAAAAGCACCUAUCAAAGAUAGUCAGUGUACUAUAACAUAUUUCAAAAGGACGGAAGAACAGAAUCAUAUGUUAGGGAUUUAUUCUGACAAUGAAGAUGUCUUACUCAAACCAAUACGAGAAGGAGAGUAUCCUUUGGAACAAAUUGAGGGUGAAGUACUAUCCUUUCCUACUAAUUGUCCAGACUGCAACAGUCCUUGUGAGACGAACAUGAAAUUGACAAACAUACCACACUUCAAAGAGGUUGUUAUAAUGGCGACAUUAUGCGAGUCUUGUGGUCACAGAACUAAUGAGGUGAAGAGCGGCGGUGGGAUUGAACCUCAAGGAGUUAGAAUCGAAGUGACAGUAACAGGUAGAGAAGACUUCAGUCGUGAUCUACUAAAAUCAGAAACCUGUGACAUGGAGAUACCCGAGUUAGAAUUGGAAGUUGGUCCAACCAUUUUGGGCGGCCGAUUCACGACCGUCGAAGGAAUCAUAAUGGCAAUGAAAGAACAGUUGUCUUCUUCCACAGCUUUUACCGGAGAUAGUACUGAUUCCGAAACCGUGAAUAGGAUGAACACAUUUAUUGCACAGUUGGAAGACGUUUUAGAUGGUCAGAGAAAAGUGACUUUGAUUUUAGAUGAUCCAGCUGGGAAUAGCUAUGUGCAAAGUCUAUCCGACAAUGGACCUGAUGAUAAAUUAAAAAUUACGAAGUAUGAAAGAAAUUUUGAGCAAAAUGAAGAGCUCGGUCUUAAUGAUAUAAAAGUCGAAAAUUAUUAGAUGUCUCUACCAAAAUAAAAAAACAAAUAUUGCUGCAGUACAAAUGUCAUCAUAUGUAAGAAUAGCUAAAUAACAAAAUAUUCUAGAUCAUUGUUUUUGUAACAAUUGUAUUAUUGAAAUAACGAAUCAUUUUUUGUAACAAUUGUAUUGUUGAAAUAGCUAGUAUCUUGUAAAUAUAAAUUUUAUAUUAAUUUUGACGCACAAA